Dentiscutata erythropus is the source of this 271-nucleotide messenger RNA. Lineage: Eukaryota; Fungi; Glomeromycota; Glomeromycetes; Diversisporales; Gigasporaceae. The record is from the annotation of a GenBank genome assembly.
UGCAGUCAGCAUCGAUCUUAAGAGAAGAAACUUAAGAGAAUCUUGUACUAGUGAUUUUGAUUGUACAACUAAUAUUUGUCGUACUGUAGAUAGAGAUGGAAACAAAUGUCAACUAAGUUGUACAUACAAGGAGUUAAUUUUGGUUCUUUUGAAGACCCUGCAUACAAAAGCCACAGCUGUAUUGGUGCUGUUCUUGAUAAAAAUGGAUGGACGGAACUACGAUACACCAGGAAGAUGUGCAACCGAUAGCGAAACUGUUACAAUUGUGUGA